GGUAGUUUGAGGAAAUAGGAAGUCAGUCUACAAUUACCACAAAGACUAAAAACAAAAGGCAUUUGUACAUGAUGGCAGGAAUAAAAGCUCUUGUUGCGUUAUCCUUCAGUGGUGCACUUGGACUGACAUUUCUCCUUUUGGGAUGUGCACUGGAACAGUUUGGACAGUAUUGGCCCAUGUUUGUUCUGAUAUUCUACAUCUUGUCACCUAUACCAAAUCUAAUAGCCAGGCGGCAUGCAGAUGACACUGAGUCAAGCAAUGCAUGCCGGGAACUUGCAUACUUUUUAACCACCGGUAUUGUGGUGUCAGCUUAUGGUCUCCCAGUUGUGCUGGCUCGAAAAGCUGUGAUUCAAUGGGGUGCCGCUGGUCUGGUAAUGGCAGGAAAUUGUGUCAUUUUUCUGACCAUUCUGGGUUUCUUCCUGAUAUUCGGAGGUGGAGAUGACUUCAGUUGGGAACAGUGGUAAACCCAUCAAGAUGAAGAACAUCAUUAAAAUUUAAUCUAUGAAUUAUAGUUUAUUGGCACAGGCCUUGGCAUAGGUUGAUCUGUUACUCUAAUUAUGUCUUUUAUUUGGCUCGCUUGCUAUGUUCAAUGUUUAUGACUGCAUCUUUAUGGUGAUUUGCUUAAAAACAGUAAAUUAAUAAAAUAGGUAACAGUUCCAAUUAUAGGAACUUGUUUUAAUAGAAAAAAGGGGAAUUUGUAAUGUACAGUAUUUUUGUUUCUUUGCAGUCGAAUCAAAGGAAAAACAUUUAAGUACAAUUUUUUCUGUAAAUAAAAUAAAGCCUAUUUUUUAGCAUUCA
Danio aesculapii is the source of this 798-nucleotide messenger RNA. RefSeq names its product leptin receptor gene-related protein. Bases 69 to 464 code for a protein of 131 amino acids. Gene Ontology annotation, biological process: negative regulation of growth hormone receptor signaling pathway; late endosome to vacuole transport via multivesicular body sorting pathway. Gene Ontology annotation, cellular component: endosome. NCBI's taxonomy places the organism in Eukaryota, Metazoa, Chordata, Actinopteri, Cypriniformes, Danionidae. The transcript is spliced from 4 exons. The record is from RefSeq and is a predicted model, not a curated record.